Molecule: messenger RNA, 1477 nt
Organism: Hyla sarda
Lineage: Eukaryota; Metazoa; Chordata; Amphibia; Anura; Hylidae
Product: heme-binding protein 2-like
Exons: 4
Coding region: 33-653 (206 amino acids)
Cellular component (GO): cytoplasm
Source: RefSeq, a predicted model, not a curated record
GUCUCAGUAAUCUCUGGACAUACUGAGUAGCUAUGGCGUCUGUGUAUCUGUUAUUCCUGAGCUUGCUUUCUCUGUAUGGGACUGCAGUACUAGCUGAAAAAAACAGCGUGGAAGGGUUCCCUCCUUUUUGUGGAAACUACGAGUGUCCGAAAUACCAAGUGGUGAAAAGAUACAAUACAUUUGAACUGAGAAGUUAUGAGAGCACUCUCUGGGUAACAACGCAGCUGGACACAGACGUGUUUGGUCUUGGAAUAAUGAAAAGUUUCAAGCGUCUCUUUAAUUAUAUAAGUGGCCAGAAUACGGAAGGCAUAUCUAUUAAAAUGACAGUCCCUGUUCGUUCUACUGUGCCAUUGUUUAACCCAACUAUUAAUGCCACAAUGUCUUUCUUUAUGCCAACGAUUAUUGUGAAUCCACCUGCACCCAAGGACCCCUCUUUGCAUUUGGAAAGCUAUGGUCCGACAUCUUACUAUGUCAGGUCAUUUAGUGGCUAUGCCCUGAAGUCUGACUAUGAGAAGGAAUCAAAGGCCCUUUCAGAGGAGCUCAAUGCCCUCGGUUUAGCUUAUGAUGCAAAUUUCGGAAUAGCAGCAGGUUACAAUGACCCUCUGACAUUUUUCAACCGUCACAAUGAAGUGUGGUUCAGGUCACUAAACUAGAUAACUAGAGUGAAGUAUUUCUGUAUAUAUUUCAUCUAUAGUGCAGCACUUAUACCUUUGUGGGAACAUUUCUGAGUUCUGUCAUUUUCUUUAUACUUUCGUAUUACCAAGUAGUGGUUUUUUUCCAUGGUAAGACAUUUCUGCCCUUUUUUAGCUUAUCAUUUAUACAUGGAAAUAUUUGCUUAUUCUGGGCUACAUAGUCAAGUGGGGGUCCAGUUUAGUGAUGGAUAUGGAGAUCUGUUCAUCACUGAGUAGAACCGCCCCCUUGACUACUUAGCCCAGAAUGGGCAGACAUAUACACAAAUAAAUAACAAGUUACUCUACUAAAUGGUGGUCCCCAUUCAGUCUACAAUUUUAUGGCAAACCUUAGAUGGACAUGUUGGCAUUGUCAGUCCUUGCUUUUUUACGCUUUGUGCUCUUGGCUGUUGUUUUUGUUUACUUCAUUACUUACUAUUUGUAUGCUAAAAUGUUAAAUAGAUUUUUGAUUUACAUUAGGAAACCACUGACUAUAGAGCAUCUUACUAUACACAUAAGGUGGUCAGCCAAUCCUGCUGAAAAGGGGGAGUUUAAGCACCUAUCCUUUUCAGCAGGAUUGGCUGACUAUCUAAUGGGUAUAAGGGUAUGUUUACUGUACUACAAAGAUUUAAGUCAAAAGAAAGUACGAUUGGGUUUGUUGUAUUUCAAUAUGCCAACAGAAUAGAAUAUGAAGAACUUAUGUGUAACAUGGAGCCACCGACUGUACAAAAUUUAUAGUAAUAAUAAAGCAAUAAAGCUUUAAUGUAUUCAAGAAAAUGUUCCUUUGUUUUCAAAUUCUUUUAUCUUUC